ACGCGCGCUCACACACACAGAGAAAAUCCUCUUGCCUGUUGAUUUAUGGAAACAAUUAUGAUUCUGCUGCAGACUUUCUCAGCUGAGAAAUAGUUUGUAGCUACAGUAGAAAGGCUCAAGUUGCACAAGGCAGACAACAGACAUGGGAUUCUUAUGUAUCCAGCUGUUAUCAACAGAACAAAAGUCAAGUAGCAAACAGCAUCGCAGCAACUGAGCUUAUUACAACCUGUUUUUAUAAGGAUAUACCAACAGAAAAUUUUUAAAAGGAGAAAUCCUGUAACAGGAACUAAGAGGAUAAGGCUAACAGUUUGGAAAGAGCAAGUACUCUUUCUUAAAUCAAUCUCCAGUUCACAGAUAGGAAGAGGUCAAUGACCUAGAAGCAACAAUCAACUCAAGAUUUAUUUCUCAUUAUGUUAUUCAUGAACCCCGGGAGCACUACACUAUAAUGCACAAAUGGAUACUGACAUGGAUCCUGCCAACUUUGCUCUACGGAUCAUGCUUCCACAUUAUCUGUCUAGUGGGCACUAUAUCUUUAGCUUGCAAUGACAUGACUCCAGAGCAAAUGGCUACAAGUGUGAACUGUUCCAGCCCCGAGCGCCAUACAAGAAGUUAUGAUUACAUGGAAGGAGGGGAUAUAAGAGUGAGAAGGCUCUUCUGUCGAACACAGUGGUAUCUGAGGAUUGAUAAACGAGGCAAAGUAAAAGGGACCCAAGAGAUGAAGAACAAUUACAAUAUUAUGGAAAUCAGGACAGUGGCGGUUGGAAUUGUGGCAAUCAAAGGGGUGGAGAGUGAAUACUACCUUGCAAUGAACAAGGAAGGGAAACUCUAUGCAAAGAAAGAAUGCAAUGAAGAUUGUAACUUCAAAGAAUUAAUUCUGGAAAAUCAUUACAACACAUAUGCAUCAGCUAAAUGGACACACAGUGGAGGAGAAAUGUUUGUUGCAUUGAAUCAAAAGGGGCUUCCUGUCAGAGGGAAAAAAACGAAGAAAGAACAAAGAAUAGCCCACUUUCUUCCUAUGGCAAUAACCUAAUCACAUAUGGUAUAUAAGAAACCAGUUCCAGCAGGGAGAUUUCUUUAAGUGGACUGUUUUCUCUCUCUCCUUUCCCUUUCCUUUUCUUCUUCUUUUUAAAAUGUAACCAAGAAAGGCUGGAAAACUACUGAAAAAAACUGAUCAAGCUGGACUUGCGCAUUUAAGUUUAUUUUAAG
Molecule: messenger RNA, 1206 nt
Organism: Chrysochloris asiatica (Cape golden mole)
Lineage: Eukaryota; Metazoa; Chordata; Mammalia; Afrosoricida; Chrysochloridae
Gene: FGF7
Product: fibroblast growth factor 7
Exons: 4
Coding region: 446-1030 (194 amino acids)
Biological process (GO): positive chemotaxis; lung development; positive regulation of peptidyl-tyrosine phosphorylation
Cellular component (GO): cytoplasm
Molecular function (GO): growth factor activity; type 2 fibroblast growth factor receptor binding
Source: RefSeq, a predicted model, not a curated record